This is a messenger RNA of Balaenoptera acutorostrata (minke whale), 1446 nucleotides long. It is a transcript of the gene SLC38A11, whose product is annotated as solute carrier family 38 member 11. Bases 55 to 1446 code for a protein of 463 amino acids. Lineage: Eukaryota; Metazoa; Chordata; Mammalia; Artiodactyla; Balaenopteridae. Gene Ontology annotation, molecular function: amino acid transmembrane transporter activity. The record is from RefSeq and is a predicted model, not a curated record. Gene Ontology annotation, biological process: amino acid transmembrane transport. The transcript is spliced from 12 exons.
AGUCUAGUAUCCGCGCCCGCGAACCUCCCACCUGCCGAGGACCCGGGUGCAGCCAUGGGCUACCAGGGGCAGCGGCCCGUCAUCCCGCCACAGAGCCAUCUAGAUGACAGAGAAACCCUCGUUUCUGAACAUAAGCACAAAGGGAAAACUUGUCGUCAGUCUGCUGCUGUUUUUAAUGUUGUCAACUCGAUUAUAGGAUCUGGUAUAAUAGGAUUGCCUUAUUCAAUGAAGCAAGCUGGCUUUCCUCUGGGAAUAUUGCUUUUAUUCUGGGUUUCAUAUGUCACAGACUUUUCCCUUGUUUUAUUGAUAAAAGGAGGGGCCCUCUCUGGGACAGACACUUACCAGUCUUUGGUCAAUAAAACUUUUGGCUUUCCAGGAUAUCUCCUACUCUCUGUUCUACAAUUUUUGUAUCCCUUCAUAGCUAUGAUAAGUUACAACAUAAUAACUGGAGAUACUUUGAGCAAAGUUUUCCAAAGAAUCCCUGGAGUUGAUCCUGAAAACUUGCUUAUUGGUCACCAUUUCAUUAUUGUGCUUUCCACUGUUGCCUUUACUCUGCCUUUGUCCUUGUAUCGAGAUAUAGCGAAACUUGGAAAGAUCUCUCUUAUUUCUACAGUUUUAACAACUCUGAUUCUUGGAAUUGUAAUGGCAAGGGUAGUUUCAUUGGGUCCACACAUACCAAAAACAGAAGAUGCCUGGACAUUUGCAAAGCCCAGUGCUAUUCAGGCUGUUGGUGUAAUGUCGUUUGCAUUUAUUUGCCACCAUAACUGCUUCUUAGUUUAUGGUUCUUUGGAAGAACCCACAGUAGCUAAGUGGUCUCGCAUCAUCCAUGUGUCCACCUUGAUUUCUGUAUUUAUCAGUAUUCUCUUUGCUACAUGUGGAUACUUGACAUUUACUGGCUACACCCAAGGAGACUUAUUUGAAAAUUAUUGCAGAAAUGAUGACUUGGUAACAUUUGGAAGGUUUUGUUAUGGAGUCACUGUCAUUUUGACGUACCCGAUUGAAUGCUUUGUGACCAGAGAGGUAAUUGCCAAUGUGUUUUUUGGUGGGACUCUUUCGUCAGUUUUCCACAUUAUCAUAACAGUGGUUAUCAUUACUGUGGCCACACUUGUGUCAUUGCUGAUUGAUUGCCUUGGAAUAGUUUUAGAGCUCAAUGGUGUGCUCUGUGCAGCUCCCCUAAUUUUUAUCAUCCCAUCAGCAUGUUAUCUGAAACUGUCUGAAGAACCGAGGACACACUCAGAUAAGAUUAUGUCCUGUGUCAUGCUUCCCAUUGGUGCUGUGGUGAUGGCUGUUGGAUUUGUCAUGGCCGUCACCAAUCCUCAAGACUGCACCCACGGGCAGGAAAUGUUCUACUGCUUUCCCGACAAUUUCUCCCUCACAAACAUCUCAAUUUCUCGUUUUCAACUGACAACACAACUUUCCAUUUUAAACGUCAGCAUCUUUCAGUGA